This is a messenger RNA of Emiliania huxleyi CCMP1516, 1656 nucleotides long. RefSeq lists its product as hypothetical. The transcript is spliced from 5 exons. The record is from RefSeq and is a predicted model, not a curated record. The coding region runs from base 1 to 1656 and encodes 551 amino acids. NCBI's taxonomy places the organism in Eukaryota, Haptophyta, Isochrysidales, Noelaerhabdaceae.
AUGUUGUUCGUGAUAGCCCUGGCGCUGACCACAUACGAGAUCUUCUCAGUCAACGAGCUCCGCGACAGCAUCCAGCGAGCCAACACGUCAACGCUGUCACUCCUGCUCGCCGAGCAUGCCACCUACCGGCUUGGAGGCUCGCCUCUGGAGAUUCACGGCCGCCUCCGAGUGCAAAUCUCCGGCCGGGAGGGCACUGUUGUUGACGCGGCUGGGCUCUCGCGUGCGUUCAUCGUCGCCGGCGGAGGCUCGCUGGAGCUUCGCUCGCUUUCGGUGAUCCGCGGCGUCGCAAACGCCUCAGACACAGACGGAGGCGGAGGCUGUGUGGUGGUCAGACCAGAUAGCGCGCUGCGCGCCACCGACGUCCUCUUUUCUGAGUGCGCGGCAGUUACCCAGGAGCGUGGAUGGAUGGCUGCCGCCGGGCAUACGAUGGCCCGCAACGCCCUCGCCGACUUCAAUAUCCGAGGCGGCGCGGACGGCGGGGGCACGGAUGCGCAAGGCGGCGCGAUCGCAUCGCAUGGGGGCACGAUCUGGCUCGAGGGGUGCACGCUGCGCAACGCGUCGGCCCUCGAUGGCGGCGCCAUCUUUGUGUGGGGAGGCUCGCUGCUCAUCGAGCACAGCCGCUUCCUCGACUCCUCCGCAGCUCGCGAGGCCGGCUGCAUCGCCAUCCUCGAGGGCGCAGCAGCGGACGUCCGUAACGCGACGCUGCGAGGCUGCUCCGCCGGCGGCGACGGCGGAGGGAUCUUCGCCGCCGACGGCGCUCAAAUGGAGUGCACGGCGGAGGGCAGCGGCGGCGCGCUCGCCCUCGACGGCGCGUUUGUGGAGGUGCACCGCAGCGAGCUACGCGCCUGCAUGGCGCUCGAGUCGGGCGGCGGCGUGUGGGCCUUCAGCGGCAUGGUUUCCGCAUCCGACCUGCGGCUGCAGGGGUGCGGCGCCGAGGAGGACGGCGGCGGCAUGUACUUGUUGCACGCGUCGGCGCGGCUGCUGCGCACGAACAUCGAGGGGUGCGCCGCCGGCCGCUCGGGCGAUGGCGACGGCGACGGCGGCGGCCUCGCGGUCCACGGCGGCACGCUCACCGCCUCGGAGGUGCGGGUGGUGCGCUGCUCGAGCGUACGGGACGGCGGCGGGAUGCACAUCGGCUCAGGGGCGCUGGUGGUGCUGACCGCGUCGCUCCUGGCCAACUCGUCCAUCCUGCGCUGCCACUCGCGCCUGUACGGCACGGCGUACGUCGAGGGCAUCCCGACGCCGAGCCGCGGCAGCGAGCUCGCCCCGAGAUCCGCCGAGGGGAGAGAUCGGCCGAGCGCUGUAGGCAACCUGACGUUGAGCCACGGCUCCGAGCUCGCCGACUGCGACGGGCACGACAUGGGCCUGUCGGGCUCCUCAGAGGACUCGCGGAGGGGGGGCGUGCUGUGGAUCCGCCACGGCGGCGUGGCCCGCUUGCUGCGCUCCCGCGUGGCCGACAACCGCGUGUACGACCUCAGCGCGCCAAAGACCUUCUUCGCCGUGGCGAGCGUGGACGCCGGCGCGAGGCUCGAGGUCUUCCACUCCCUCUUUGAGAACAACUCGAUCACGUCCGUCACCGAUGACGGCGACGCGGCGGGGGCGCGGCUUCGGCCGGCGAGAGCGCCCGAGAUGGAAGGAGACCGCUCGAGGCUGUAG